This is a messenger RNA of Eimeria mitis, 576 nucleotides long. RefSeq lists its product as uncharacterized. NCBI's taxonomy places the organism in Eukaryota, Apicomplexa, Conoidasida, Eucoccidiorida, Eimeriidae. The transcript has 2 exons. The record is from RefSeq and is a predicted model, not a curated record. The coding region runs from base 1 to 576 and encodes 191 amino acids.
AUGAAACCCCUCCUUCGAUUCAUCAGCAGCAGCAGCAGCAGCAGCAACAGCAGCAGCAGCAGCAGCAACAGCAGCAGCAGCAGCAGCAGCAACAGCAGCAGCAGCAAACGCAGCACAAGCAGCAGCUGCAGCAGGACAAGCAGCAGCAGCAGCAGCAGCAGCAGCAGUUUGUGGGUGUUCUGUUUAUUGAUUGUUUCCCUUCUCAUCGUUCCUGCUGCAGGCGACCAGAGAGCUGGCCUCCACCCGGCCUUCAGUGCAUGCGCUUCGUUAAUUUCCCCAGGCACUGCAGCAGCUGCUUCUAUUGAAGCACUUGCUGCUGCUGCACUGCAGCAGCAGCAGCAGCAGGAGCAAGAGCAGCAGCAAGAGGAGCACCAGCAGCAAGAUCAGCAGCAGCAGCAGCAACUGCAGCAGCAGCAGCAGCAGCAGCAGAUAGAACUCUGUCUGGGGGCUGGCUGGGUUGCUGCAUGCGUGAGAGACGUCGUCGGCUCUCUCUUUCAUUUGGGGCUGGAGGCCCAGCUGCACUUCUUCGAGCUCUGCGACCCUGAAGGUACCUCAUCACACUACCCAGCUAGCUAG